AUGUCGUCGUCGGGAUCUACAGUCAGCGAUACAGUGGAAUAUCCAGACCAAGUGCGAGAGUGUCUUAAGUAUGUGUCAAUCUACAGUAAAGGAGCAUUUUCGUGUUCAUCGUCGGGUGACGAAGAUGACUGCAGCUACGACGAGGACGUGAAACGGAUUUUGGCUGAACACAAUGAAGCCGAUCUAAGAGAUUGUGAAGCAACGGGAUUUUCAUCGUCCUACGAAGCGGCUGUGGCGGCAAUGAAAACGAACUUAUCACUAACCACCUCUGACCAGUAUGAGCACUGGGACGAAGCGCUCGGAGACGCGGCCGUGGUGUAUCCGCCACUUGGCGUCGGCCGGUUUGCCUCUGAGACGUCGAAAAACCGAAAACUACUUAUCCUCGGCGACUAUACGGUUGUCCAAUCGGACCAGAGUGGAAGUCCAUCUGCCCAGUUGCUCAGGAAGUGCCUGGAAGGUGCGCUUUACGGACAGGACACCGAGGAGUUCGCGGUGGCGCAGCCCUACUGUGCCGCCAACAAAAACCUGGACUUUGGCAAGUCUAAAAUGUCACCUGGGGCAGUGCAUGACUCUAGGAAGAGAGUGGAGAACUGGAUGAGCAAAUACUACGUCGUCGACGUUGACCCGGAUAUAGGGAAGGGACAUUAA
Macrosiphum euphorbiae (potato aphid) is the source of this 648-nucleotide messenger RNA. The record is from the annotation of a GenBank genome assembly. Lineage: Eukaryota; Metazoa; Arthropoda; Insecta; Hemiptera; Aphididae.